AGCGGUCACAACAUGUCACAGAUGCUGCUAUUAGGACUUCAAUCACUGCUUAUACAAUUUAGCGUUUAUGGAAGAGCUCAGGCUUUUCCUUGUGGUGAAAUCUGCGAGUGUUCAGAUGAACAACCAUUUGUAGCAAACUGCAGUGAAAGAAAUCUACUUUUUCUGCCACAAGGACUACCGGAAUCAACUGCGUACUUGUGAGUUGAUAGUUUAAUUUUUGUAAUUUAGCUUUAGUCCAUAAUAGUCAAAGCGAUGUAUCAUUCAGACGAAACAAAAGUUCUGUACAGCAAGCGGCUCACCCCUUUCUCUGUUAAGUAAAUCGUCAGCAACUUCGCUGAAAUAUGCUCCAAAUGUAAGGGUAAGGAAUUUAAAGAUUUUCCUCCUGCAAAGUCAAAGGUUAAAGGAAAACUAUAUAGUGUAAGAUUUUAGCUGGUUUUUAAAUGACGGGAUUGAUUCUUUUUAGAAUGAGCAAUAUCACAAUAGAUUCCCUCAAACAAAAAUAAGAGACAUUUUGUUUAACAAUUUAGAACUAUCAUCGAUUGAGAUUUCAAGAGUGAACGAUUGCAUUUAAAUGUUUUUUGCGUGAUAUAUUUGUUGUUGAUUCAGCUGUCUGAGUAUCAUUCCACACACUUGUCUAUUAAUCCAAACAAGGCCGGGUUUUCGAGACAUGAUGAUAUUCCUAACAACACGUGAUCAGGAGUGCCGGGCAAGGCGAACCACUUGUACUAAAACCCGGAACUGACCGAAAUAUGCCUGAAACACCUAAAAAGACGUAAAAGGAAUUAAACUCAUCCACAGAUCAAUGUUCUGUUUGUUUUUGUUUGUCGUUUCUUGUUUAUGUUACGUAUUGUAUUUCCAGGUUUUUAAGGCGUUUCAGGGUGUAUUAGUGUUUCGGGUUUAACAUGGAAUAACAAAGUUCCUACUAACAUCGAAAGAAACAAUCAAAAUCGAUUGGAUGUUUAUGUCUUCUUGCGAGUUAAUUCUCGCGACCUGCUAAUGAAACUAUGAUAAAUGAAGAAAUAAAUUGAAAUAAAAACAGUUGAAUAAAUUAUAAAGUAAUAAACCUAAAUGUUACUAUGUUUUCUAAUUUCUACAGCUCCAUUAACUUUCCGGAUUCGUUUUGUUUUUUCUAGAGAUCUCUCAGGCAACGCCAUUUCAACUUUGAUACCCGAACAAGUCAAGCGUCUUCCAAGCAAACUGCUUAUUUUGUGAGUUGUACUUGUCUAUUGGUGGUUCCCAUGAUCAAACCUUAAGAACAUCAACGGACGGAACUGGCUAGUUUAAAGCAUUUCUUUCCUUUAUAGGAGAUUUAACCUAAAGCAUUGCAUUCUUAUUAUAAGAUUUAACCCAUUUUUUUAGCCACUCUUCGAGCCCAGGAAAAAUCAAGGCAGAGCUCUACUGAGACAGUAAACAGAAUGCAAAGUAGAUAGACGCUUACUAAAAGUGUUUGCUUAUAUAGAGGUCAGACAACAAUAAUGGAAAACUUUCGAAUCUUGUUGUUUGGCGAUAAUUUUACAUUAAUAAUAACAUUCCAAUUCAACUUUAGGGUGUUUAACUCCAGCUUAACCCGGUAGUCGGAGUCAAAUCGCUUUUAUCAAAGGUCACCUCUGUAAGACGAACACCUCGCUUAAACGGAAAAACAUUGUUAGAGUUUGUCCCAUCUUUUUGUCGAUUGUAGUCUAAAGGCGUUACCGUGAUUGUUUUCUUUUAGGGCGCUGUCUAAUAAAACCUUGACUGACCUUCUCUGAGUAGACUAUGACAAUGUCCAAUCAGAUUUUACAUUAGCUGUAUAUUUAAAACCGCUCUUUAUAUGUGCUAAUCAAUAGCAAGAGAAUAAGUGAAGUAAGUAAGGAUCCAGCUUUUGUUUGAACUUGCAGUUUAGACGGGUCCGGUUAUCAUCAAACCAGUAUUUUCGGUCACCGUUUUUGACAGCCGUGCAUUGACCCGUUACACCUAAAGCUCAUUAGAGAGUUAAAAAAUCAGGCAGAGACGAUUGAGCAGUUGCCUCCUUUUAGCCGUUAAUAAAGAUUGAGUUUGUCGUAAACAUAACUCUAAGCUCUCUUCUUUACUUCACCUUUAGACCUUGCGGCUUUUUUUCUCUCGAUCCCUCAUUGUUUCUUUGUCUUUGUUUUCCCUUAAUUGAUUAUUAUCAUUAUUUUUAUACUUAUUCACUGCUUAUUGUUACUCUGCCUACUUCGCCGCUCAAUUAAUAUUUGGUGUUUUUAUUGGUUCUUCAGUGCUAAGAUGAUCGUUCACCAGAGGUGAAAAAAUGACAAAGCACCACCCAUAAAAGUUACCUCCGUCGAUUAUGAGAGAUUUGAAAAAAAUUUCCUGGACGUCCCCUAUAACCUGAGAUAGGUCUCUAUUUUCAUUUAGCUUAAUAAAUAAAAUUCUCACGGGAAAGGCGAAACGACCACGUAAGAGAGAAUGUAUGGAAGCUGGUAAAAUUACGUCCUCUAGUAUUUUAAAUUGCACCGGUAUAGUUUGAGUAGGGUCUGAAAGUUUCAAAAUUUGUCUAAUAUCCUGAAAAUUUACUUUUUUAUCUUAGAGAUUUGUCUGCUAAUCCCUUGAAAUGUGAUGACCAUAGCCUCAAGACUCUAAAGAAUACAAUAACCUUAAAGUCCAGCUGCCAAGACUCUAAUUUUGUGGAGACUGAUGGUAUACAUUUUUUACGGACUAGAGGUUAGCCGAGUAUUAAAUAUUGUUAAAGCUCAAAAUAAACCAUUGAAAUUUGACGGCAUCCAUAAAGUUCACCUACAAAUUGAGUGAUAUAUUACUCCCUGAAAAGGGACAUCUUCCUUCAGUCUUAAUAAUAUAUAUAGACUUAACAGUUUAAAUGUAACUUGCAUCACCAUUAUUUACAUUAACUCAAAUUAGUUAUCACUUGAAAACAUGCUUUUCUGACUUUUUCAGAAAAAAGAUCAUUACAUCGUUCAAGAAGAACUGUAACAGGUAGGUCUUAUCUUGAUUAUUCUUUUCCGUCCUCGUACUGUGUUUCUCAACUAUGCCUCAAGUUUCUAGUAAUGCGAAGUUAAAAAUAUAUAUGUUCGAUAGUCGAUGUCUGUCCCCAACUCACCUGUACCUUCCCUAAAAAUAUUAUUGUAAAUGGUUGCAUUGAAAAAAUUGCUAAUGGAACGUUGGGUGCCCUUCAAAGCUUGGCCGGAGAAUUGCCGGCCCAGGAAAAUUUAUUUCAUGGUCAAGUUAUUCGACCACUUAAGUGAUAAAUGUUGUUGAGGAAUUCUUCUUACGUUUCCAACCCAUCAUUUAACACAGAAUGCCAGAAAGGAUCACCAAACUGCAUGAAGCACAUUUGUGGAGGGAUCGAAUAUUGGUUGAUAUACGCCACCUACUGGGGUUGCUGUAACGGAAGUAUCCACGACUUACGCCAGACACACUGCAGUGUAAAUCAAGGAGUACAGCCGUGUAAAAGUCCCCAUGCCGGGUCAUUUGAAUGCCAAAAUGGUCGCUGCAUUCCAGAACCAUGGCUGUGCAACAAUGCUAAUGACUGCCAAGACGGAAGUGAUGAAGCUGGCUGCGAGGAGUGCAACGGAACGCAAUUCUUCCGCUGCUGGAAUAAAAGAUGUGUUCCACAGUCGGUUGUUUGCGAUGCGUACAACGACUGCGGCGACGGUAGCGAUGAAACAUUUUGCCGCACGUUAGAUGGAGGGUGGUGUAAGACGCAGGAAUUCCGUUGUGCCACAGAUGUUUGUGUUCCCAUCAGAAAUGUUUGUGAUGGUAAAGCUGACUGCGCCGAUUACUCAGACGAAAUUGGAUGCAUGGAAGGUAUGAUAAGCAGGAGAAAAUUCUUUGUUUCAUUUGUCCAGUGGCUAUAGUCUUAGAAAUAUGUUUCGGAGAUAAGAGAACACUUGCGUCUGAAGGGUCCGCGAUAUGGGUGGACCUCUCUCAUCCGCAGAUUCCUCUUUGAGUCGAAGGCGUUUGAGGAAGGGGAACAAUAAUGCCCGCGGAGGAUGCCUUUUCCCUCCUCCCAUCGUCUACCGCUCGCUUUCUUGUUUUUAAUCAUACCUAUUGUUUUGGAAUAACCUGAGGACCCUCUGCGGAGGAGAAGAUAUGUGGACCGGUUUUGCAAGGGACAGGGUUCCUUUCUAAAGGCAAAGAGUAAUUUGAUCAAUGGGGAAUGAGCUUUCUAAGACUUAGCUUUUGAUAGAUUUACUUACCGCAGUCCCUUAUACCCGCAGUCUGUGAACCGGGAUGGACGAAAUACAUGUCAUCGUGCUAUAAGUACUUCAACAGCCAACGAAGAUGGACUGAUGCAAGAGGCCUUUGUAAGAACCUUACUGCUGAUCUUGCUAAGAUCACCAGUCGUGAUUUACACGAUUUUGUCUUCCAUCUUGGUAGUCAUCAGCCGUUUGACACUUGGAUCGGUUUGCGCCAGCAAUCAACAAUAAGCUUUAUUUGGACAGACGGUGCCUCUGUUGGCCAAUUCACUUUUUGGUCUGACGGAGAACCUGCGUCAGGAAAUGACGUUUGCGCCAAAAUGGGUCGUAACGAUGCUCUUGGACGAUGGAGGACAGGUGAAUGUACCAUUGCACACAACUCAUAUGUGUGCGAAAAAGGUUUGUUCUAAAUCAAGUCAGCAUUUUAGUCGCCCAGCUGGGACGAAAGAUCAAACCCUUUGACUUCUAAUAUACGUUCUUGAGAGAACAUAAUCCCUAUAGAACCUAAGAACAUUGUUUUUCAAAGGUUUCUCUUGGUUCAUUGAAUUUACAUAUUAUAAUUGCUUUGCAGCUGGAGUUUGCGAUUAUUUACCGACGGGAACUAAUUGCAGUGGCACCUUUGGUAAGUUUUAACAUUUCACUCUGGCUCCAUGUAGAACUAAGAGAAUGCAUAACCAUACAGUGACCGUUCCAUAACUAUCCGAGUGUUGCGAGUUCACAUUCAUCUUCUAUAAACUUCUAUUUAGGCAAAGAAGGAGGAAAGAGAUUUUAACACCAAAUACCAGCGGUAACCUGAUUUAAUCAAGGUUGCUUGGGGCUUUGGGCUUUACGCACUGGAAAGCUAUUGUUUCGCGUUCACUUACGGCAAGGCAUGACAGGGCCCGUUCCGUAUGCCCAAUGCUCAAUUGCCAAUGACCAAGUGCUAAAGCAGCCUUUAUUGAAUUAGGUAUACACAAUAGCUACUGAGCUGUUUAGCUGUUGGGCCAUCUCUGCAAAUAUCAUGUUGCGUCUUGUCAGAGUCAUGGAUAGCUUCUUUCCUAUAUUCCUUUCACAACCAGCCAGAGAAUGAAUUACUUUGUCUUUGAAAAUUUGUCUUUUUUUAUCCAAAGAAAAGCCUCUCUCAUCCGCAGAUCCCUCUUUGAGUCGAAGGGCGUUUGAGGAAGGGAAACAAUAAUGCGCGCGGAGGAUGCCUUUCCCCUCUUCCCAUCGUCUACCGCCCGCUUUCUUGUUUUUAAUCAUACUUAUUGUUUUGGAAUAACCUGAGGACCCUCUGCGGAGGAGAAGAUAUGUGGACCGGAUUUGCAAGGGACAGGGUUCCUUUCUAAAGGCAAAGAGUAAUUUGAUCAAUGGGGAAUGAGCUUUCUAAGACUUAGCUUUUGAUAGAUUUACUUACCGCAGUCCCUUAUACCCGCAGUCUGUGAACCUGGAUGGGACAAAUACAUGUCAUCGUGCUAUAAGUACUUCAACAGCCAACGAAGAUGGACUGAUGCAAGAGGCCUUUGUAAGAGCCUUACUGCUGAUCUUGCUAAGAUCACCAGUCGUGAUGUACACGAUUUUGUCUUCCAUCUUGGUCGUCAUCAGCCGUUUGACACUUGGAUCGGUUUGCGCCAGCAAUCAACAGUAAGCUUAGUUUGGACAGACGGUGCCUCUGUUGGCCAAUUCACUUUUUGGUCCGACGGAGAACCUGCGUCAGGAAAUGACGUUUGCGCCAAAAUGGGUCGUAACGAUACUCAUGGACGAUGGAGGACUGGCGAAUGUACCAUUGCACACAACUCAUAUGUGUGCGAAAAAGGUUUGUUCUAAAUCAAGUCAGCAUUUUAGUCGCCCAGCUGGGACGAAAGAUUAAACCCUUUGACUUCUAAUAUACGUUCGUUAGAGAGCAUAAUCCCUAUAACACCUAAGAACAUUUUUUUCAAAGGUUUCUCUCGGUUCGUUGAAUUUACAUAUUAUGAUUGCUUUGCAGCUGGAAUUUGCGGUUAUUUACCGACGGGAAGUAAUUCACCUGGUAAUUGCAGUGGCACCUUUGGUAAGUUUUAACAUUUCACUCUGGUUCCAUGUAGAACUAAGAGAAAGCAUAACCAUAAAGUGACCGUUCCAUAACUAUCCGAGUGUUGCGAGUUCACAUUCAUCUUCUAUAAACUUCUAUUUAGGCAAAGAAGGAGGAAAGAGAAUUUAACAUCAAAUAACAGAUAACCUGAUUUAAUCAGGGUUGCUUGGGGCAUUGGGCGCACUGGAAGGCUAUUGUUUCGCAUUCACUCAAGCAAGGCAUGACAGGGCCAGUUCCGUAUGCCCAAUGCUCAAUUGCCAAUGACUAAGUGCUAAAGCAGCCUUUAUUGAAUUAGGUAUACCCAAUAGCUUCUGAGCUGUUAAACUGUUGGGCCAUCUCUGCAAAUAUCAUGUUGCGUCUUGUCAGGGUCAUGGAUAGCUUCUUUCCUAUAUUCCUUUCACAACCAGCCAGAGAAUGAAUUACUUUGACUUUGAAAAUUUGUCUUUUUUUAUCCAAAGAAAAGCCAAGGAUGUUCUUAGUCCCAAACGAAGAGAUCUCAUCAGUCAGCUACGGUUAUGAGGUCAAUGUGAGGUGCACAGCGUCUGGGUUUCCUCGCCCCACAAUCACGUUGCUUGUCAACCAACUCAGUCCUUAUACAGUGGAGGGAACUCAUUUAUUCAUGUCACCUUAUGAAGCUAACAUGACAUUUGUUGUCAAAAUGACGUCUGAUGUAGAAUGUCACGUCACCAAUAGGUUGGAAAGCAGCUUUUUACGAAUAAGAAUCAACUUGAAAGGUUUGUUUUUAACUGCGUGCAGUGACUGCAUUACAUUAUCUUUUUUUUUUUUUGGCGAUAAAGCCAAAGUAGGAAAAACAAGAAACACAAUAACGUUCCACUCACGCGAUGUUUGAUUACAAGCUAUUUGCGAAGUCUUCUACAUUCUAGUCUCAAUCGUGUUCUGACGGAAGCUAAUAGUUGGCCACUGGCCUAUCUGCAUAGCCGAAUUCCCAUUCUUUCUUUCAAAAUAAAAAAAGAUGACAGAUAAUGAAACAAAUGAUUCAUAUGAGACAAACAAGGUUAAGAAUCCCAAUAGGAAGGAGAAGAAUCAGUUGGUUAUUUAAUCAGGAUGGUUGAGGAUUUGAUCUCGGGACUAUCCAGCUAACGGUCAUGGCAGGACUUCAAGCCCAGAGCUUCAAGCUCGCAGCCACGCUGCUACCCUUACUAUUUGAAGAGACAGUUUUAUAGCGUUUAUUUUUCGUCAUUUGCAGACGAUGACGUAGCUUACAUUAAAGCAGUAUUAAGACUUACUGAUAAACAGUUUACACCCGAGCUCAAUGAUCCGUCAUCAAAGGCAUUUAAGAACCUUUCAGCCUUGUUAGAAGAAGGAAUGAAAGCUGUGUACGUUGAUGUCAGAGAUGUAAAUGUUGUGGGUUUCAGGUAAGUUCGUGUUUAGUAGAAUGAAGAAAGACUUAGGUGUCCUUCUCGCUUGCUUUUUUGCAUGGAAACAAGUCCAUUUGUUUGCAAAUAACCGCAUAAACAUAGUAACCCUUUAGGGUACUUCUCAGUUUGUCCCCGACGUCACGACUCAAUUUUAAAGAUCCAUUGGCCUUUGAGAACUAUCUCACUAUCUCAGAUUGUGUCUAAUCUAUUCUACCUUUUGACUCCAGGGAAGGAGGUGUCGUUGCAGAAUUCCUCCUUGACAUUGUGAGGGGAACAUCUACUGACUUUGAAGGCAUGCUUCAAAGCGCCAUAAACAAUAAGCAGUUUGGAAAUGCUGUGGUUGAGUCAUUUAGUGAAGUGAAAGGUUUGUUUUGGAAAUCAGAGGAGAAACGUCUUCUCAGUCCUCACCUUUGUUUGAUUGUUUUUUUUUUUACGUUUUUAAAUUCUUUUUAGUAUAAAUGCUUACAACUAUAAAAACUGGCAGAACACCGAUGACGCAUAAGUAACGACCCCACUUAAUGUAAUUGCACUUAAUUUUUCAAGGGAAAUGGAAUUAAAGAUAUCAUAAAGGGUUGAGCACUUUCAUUUAUCCAAGAGUACCUUAAAUAAUCAAAUCGGACUGUGCAUUUCCUAACGCAAAAUAAUACUCCUAGUUUGGGAAGUCUUGUUCAAUUAACCAAUGAGACUAGAGCCUCCAGUUUUAUAGCUGGACGAUGGUUAAUAAAGGUUCCGACGACGACCGCUAAGCACGAAGUAAGGGUUAAUUGCUUCCCCCUCCAAACCGGUUGGCAUUUAUAGAAUUGGCAAUUUUCACAAACGAAAGAAUGCAUUUUCCGCUUUUGGCGCAAAGAGUGAUAAGAGUCAUAAUGAUGAUGCCAAUACUUUGUACCCGCUUUUUCUAGCAUGCCCAAAGGAAUUCUUCAACGUGACUUGGAGCGCAACUAUUGAAGGAAAUCAUGCUACCUCAGGUUGUCCCAGAGGAGCUUCAGGUACAAAAGUCGGAUGUUAAAAUUAUUAAUUGAAAGCUGACAAGAAUUAUUAUAUCUCUUUUUAAUGAUGAUCAUGUUCACUUUCAUAUCUUUGUCCACAGUUCUAAGUAUGUUUCAUUUCAUAUAUUUCAAUCGAUAUGUAAUUUUAUCGUGAACUUGGAAAUAUAGGGUAGGUUCCAUUGGGAUGAUCCGGAUCAGGAUCACGGUGAUCCCAGCUAAAUCGGAUCAUAGCUCAUCGGAGGAACCGUCGAAUCCAACCAGGGAUAGAAUUCAUCGGUUCAUUUGCCGUAUCAUGAUCCGAGUGAUCUCAGAUCUCUGAUCCUGAUCCGAAUCUUCCCAAAGGAUCGAUCGCAUCCUUAGUGAAAUAAACUUUAGAGUAAUUCAAUCGUCCUAGCUAAAUUUAGAAAUCACAUAAAAUUUUCUGAUGUUGCCUUGAACCAAUUUUCGGGAAAUGAAUGGAUUGUACGUUGGGGCCAUAAUGUGAACGUUAAAGUGCUAGCUAGUGCUGUUUUUUUUUUUUGGCAGAUCUAUAAUCCCUUUUUUUAAUUUACCAUAGGAACGUCGAGAAGGAAAUGUUUAGAUAAUGGUGUGUGGGACUAUCCUGAUUACAGCCAGUGUACUACUAUAGAGUUCAACCAGUUGAAGGAAAAGGUUUGUAUCUUGACGUAUUCCACCGUUUUAUUUUGUCAUAACUGAUAUAAACGAGCGCCGUUUUCUAACUGAGCGUUAAAUUAACAGUGGCAUGCAAAGCAAUCGAGCCUUUGUGUGGAAGCAAGGCGGGUGGUAACUUUGCUUUGAUACAAAUUGCCGUUUGUAUGUAUAAUACCGGUAGCUGAUUUGUAUUUGAUGAGAUGUGAGGUUUCUAUUAUAACAUGGUCACAUCAGUCUUUCUCCAACUGAAGGCUGGUAUUUGUUUUGAGAAGAAUCAAAUAUUGCAUUCAAAUAGCUGAUAUGAUACUAUAAUUGAAACCUACGGAUACUUUAGCGUUGAGAUUUGAUUUUCCUCAAGGGAAUAACUUCCUACUGUUGCAUAUUGUUUCUACUAUAGUUUGAAAACUUGCUUAACUCGUCCAGACCCUCGAAAAACCAAGUCACCGUGAUUAUCACUGAGCUGUCGACACUAACUAAACCACAGAGAUAUGACGCCGUGAUGGCUGGAAAUAUUAAAGCAUCAACAGAGAUACUAAGAGAAGUUGUAGAGUACAACAGGAAGUUUUCUGCCAGUCUUGAAACUGAGGUAGCAAAUAUAGAGGUCAGUGCUCUUUAUAAAAUUAUCUAUUACUAUUGUAUCCUGUGAUGCAGGUAAAUGUUCAAUCAGAACUACAUUAGAGAUGAUAAGCAUAGUGCAAGGGGAAAAGACUCAAAAACGGUGGCCAAAUACGGAUGGGAUUGCAUGGGCGAAAGGGAAGGUGCAUCAGAGGACAUCAAAAUUACUUCAUGUGACUGAAGUCUGGACUGAGCAAAGGGUAGUUAAGCGUUGAUAGAGUACACUUUUAUAAUCUUUAUUAUCUAUUUAAAACAUGUGCUAUCAGGCGCUCUGUGGAUAAUAAAGAUCCUCUUUCUUGCUCUAUAAAUUUAAUUGCUGCUCAUUCGCCAUUUUUGCGUCGCCCAUAAUCCACUUUGUUUGUCGCCCAAAGUUUUGCAUGACCUUUAUUUUCAAUUACUUUCUCCUGGAUGUCAGUUGCCGAAAAAUUAAAUUGAAGACAAAAUUUGUGCUUAUGCAAGACUUUGCAGAUGCUCAUCCAAGAUGUAUUUUGGGCAAUGCGGAAGUGGCGAAAGUUACUAAAUGAGUAAAACUGUUUUACUACCUUCAUGGGCUAAAAAAGGACAACCCUUUGUGACCUUAACUAUAAAGAUUUCCUCAAACUUUGUUUUUAAAGUUAUCAACUUUAUUUUUGAUUUUUUCCUAGGGAUUUCUCCAGACUGCCAGCAACCUUCUCCACUUGAACAAUUUAAGAGAUUUCAAUCAAUUACAGAAGGUAUGCAUGCACAUUGUUUACCAAACUACUCUGUGAUAUUAGACGGUGGUAAAAUUAAACUAACAAUCUAAUUAAUCAAUUACCGGUUUUUUGUCUUUCUACUUUGACAUCAAUUUGUUACGUUUUGUAUAAUGUUCAGUCCUUCAGUGCAAAUAUUUGUGUUUGUCCUUGUUACCUUUCAACAGAGUGAUAGGACAACAACUGAUUUAACCAAAAUAUUAGAGGAGUAUGGCCUCCAGGCAGCUGCUGGACAGAAUAACGUGAACUUGGUGCAAUCUGUGGUAAAGGACAACCUAGGUAACUAGAGUGUUCCCUUCGAGCAAUGUCACUUUAUCAGAUCCUUCCCCUUCCCCCUCCCGCACUCAUUCAUUCAACCUUUUCAUCUCGGCUGGGACGUAAGGCCCCAAUCAAACGUCUCCACUUUACCCUGUCCUGAUCUUUGGUCUUUGCCUCGCCCGAUUUCAGACCAAACUCCUCCAGCUCUUUCGUCACUAUUGUCCACCAGGUCAUAGUAUAAUGGGCAGGUUUCAAACGGUUGAAAAUAAACUGAACUGAACUCAAGAACCUUCAUUAACCUUCAUGAACCUUCAUUAAGACCACUUUUUCAUAACUUUUUAUUUUCUGCCAUGUAGCAAUGGAGACACUACUUGUUACAUCUGAUGCUCAAGAACCAGUCACCUUUCCUAGUUAUUCAGAUGGUCCUCUGUCAUCACCAAACUGGACAAACUGUGGUAAACAAUACAUUACCUUACCAGCCAGUCUUUUCAGCGACGAUAGCAGCUUAUCAACCAACGGUAAGUACAACACAAUUCCAGAAGCGCAACAUGGCAACGCAGUCGAACCACAGUCCAGCUCACGAAAGUUGUCAAUGUAAACGUUUAACGUCCUUGUUCUACAUUGUGUGUUGUAUUCUGGCAAUCGCGACAUUUGGCUUCAAAAUUUUGUUAUUAGGGGGUUUCCUCUUUUCUUAAAGUGGAAAUACAAUAGAUGUUAUAAUUUUGUUUUGUAGGAACAAAAGUAGCAAGCUUUCUCUUCAGAACGUUAACUUCUUUCUUGAAUCAGGACAGGUACGGUAGAUAAAAAUAAUAUUCAAGGCAAUUUUUUCAUUAUAUAGUAUUUGUGUCAAUAUUCUUCAAUUUCGUUUCAAAGGUCUUCUUAGUGAAGAUUCUGGCUCCUUGUCAGUCUUUCAUUGUCAGUAUCUCAGUUACACAAUAACCACUUGCUCCGCUUCUUAACAUUUUUCGCUUGCACGGUCUCACUCUUCAGGUUUUGCAGGCCUAAUACUCGAAGGUGGAAUCCUGGAGAGAAACACUUACAACGCACGGCCGAUACAAUUUUCCUUUUCGUAAAACGGCUACUAUUUCAAUUCUAAGACAAUUCGAAACUUUUUGUCCUGUCGUUAAAAAUGUUUCUAAUCUCUCUCUCUUACCACUACACUACUAUAGUCAAAACUCUGGAUAAUAAACUGUCUUUCAUAACUGAUACCUCUAAAACUGUUAACCCCAGCCCUUUCCAUACCCUUUAACGUAAAUUCAAUUUGGUCUGAGACGUCAUUCUCUCUAAGACUAUUUAAAAUGUAUCAUUUGUCUUAUUGGGACUUUAAUCCAGGGAAUAUAUUACAUCUAUCUUGACUAAAAGUUUGGUUACCAGUUUUGGCAUCGAUCGUUAAAAAUGGCAACGACCGUUUACGAAAGGGAAAUAAGCAGCCCCGAUCACUUGAAGUUUAGGCAAAAAUGUGUGUCCAGGUUUAGCGUAUUAACAAUGCUUAUGUACGAGUAGUGUCUUUUCACAUUUUAGUGCAUAUGAAAAAGUUGGCCAGCAGUUCCAAGUAGAGUCUCGCAUCAUAGCCAGUUCAGUAAAGCCACCUCCAGGAAAAUUAGUUGAUCCUGUGGUGAUUGUAUUCGGCGGUGUUCAGGUAAUUGGUUAUAGAUCUGUUGCAGAACGUAAGAUAAGAAGUUUUUUUCCUUUUUUUAGGUGCGCUGCAGCUAUGUAUCCCGAACGAAAAGUUAAGCUUAUCUUUUCAACUUCUGCUGGAAAAGAAAAAGAGGAAAAAAGAAUUCUUGAAGUUUUGCUAGGGCCACUGUACCUGCUCAAGUUCUACUCACGUCUCUACUCACCUUGAGCGAUAUACAUGUGUGUAGUAGAGAUCUUUAUAAAUAAGUCAAAAAGGUUAUUAUGGUCAGAUAUUCCUCCCUGUUACUAUGACAGUAUGUUCUUUAUCUGAAGGAGCCUGUUCUCCUCCCCUCCCCCUAGGACGUUUUUUAAAAAUUUACAACUCGGGCUUAAAAGGAAAAAAUGGCUGGCUACGUCCCUACAAUAUUCUGUAACUCUCUGAGCGAAGAAACCAUGUAACGAUGUGGUAAAGUAUACUUGCCCGGAACGUUUUGUACUUUUAAACAAACAUUGUGCAUUUUACUUGCAGGAUUCUGCUAAAUCUGUUAUCUGUGUAUACUGGGAUUAUGACCUGUAAGUAACUAAAGAGUAGGGCUACAGAUGUAGUAUCUGAUAUUUGUGUAUAACAGCACUUGAUGUAUUCUGAAGCAUGGACCUAGCUGUUUCGUAGCUUUGAUUGGAAAGGAUUAGGUUUAAUGUUAGCUUAUUAGUCUAGUUUUUAGACCUUACGUAAGAAAAGGGAAAAAAGACUCCUAAUGAAAGGGACUGCUUUCCCGAAGGGGAGUCAAGGAAUUUGACAAUCUCACGAAAGCUUCCCAGCUGGGAUGUUAGUAAACUUCAGGCCGGAUGGUAGUCAACUUUCUGUUGGUUAGGGACACUCGGCAAUUCCCCGAAAAAGGGUUGCUUCCAUAACAACGAGAAAUAAUAUUAAUGCAUAAGCGGCCCUUGCAAGUCGGUAAGCAACAAGUUCACUCUUAGUGGCAUCUUAAUUUUAGUUCACCUUUUAAUACAUUUAUGUACUGCGAUAGAAACUCACUAGCGUAAAUUUGGGCCUGAUUCAGUAAUGACAAAUUCCAACUUAAAUUAUUAGCCCUGAAAAAGUUCUAUUUGAAUUUCAGUAAUGAGGAAGGUGGCGGCUGGUCCACUGACGGUUGUCAGCUUGCGUCACGUGACAACGGUAGUGUCACGUGCGAGUGUGAUCAUUUGACGAAUUUUGCGGUUUUGACGGACACGACCGGCAUAUCCUCUGUAAGUGAAACUUUUUUGUUGACGUGUUACUUCGUGUCACACAAUAAACAACCAGGAUAACCGAGCUUCAUGCUACAACUAUAGUUUAUUUUUGCCCAGUCCAAUGUAUCGUGAACUUUCUGAAAGAUAUUUGAUGCAUCCAGUAAACAUGUCUGCUACUAGUUUUUUACAACACUUUAUUACAGAUUUACAUACAAAGGAAAAAAGGUAUAAAAGUUUCAAAAAUUGUCAUUACAGAGAAAAACAAUAAGAAACAAUAAACAAAGCAAAAGGCUUAACAGGAAGGUGGGGCCGGGGGGGACGGUAAAUAAAUAUUGGCCCAUAAUAAUUCAGCCCUUUGCCGUAAUGCCAGCUCUGCAUUCAGUUUUGUUUUACAGAUUAGUUAGUUAUCUGCUAGCAUGGAUAAUAGAAAGACCAGUCUUUCUAUUAUCCAUGCUGCUAGCAGACAGUUAGUGACUUAUCUGUAGGUUUUGCGCGCAUUUCAUGACUUCCAUGGACCUUGAUUAUUCCGGGUUUUAUAAGAACUUCAUCCAAUAAUAAUUAUUAGGAUUUUGUUGAGCCAAUGUAAUGCGCAGAUGAAAAUUUCUUUCCCUGGAUUGAUAUUUGCGCAAGAAACAUAAAUAAAUAUUAUUAUAUUAUCGUUAUUAUAUUAUUGAUAUAAGAAGUUACUAAUAGCAUAUUUGUAUUUUAAGGAUCAUCAGUCAGAACACAGUGAACCGCUGCGUUAUAUCACGUUAGUUGGAUGUUGCCUCUCUCUACUGGGACUUGUCAUAACACUCAUUCUUCACAUUGUUUUGUGGAGGUUUGUUAUCCCAUGCCAUAAAAUUUGCAUGAGUUCUUAAAGUUGUCAAAUUACAAUAAUUAAAUCUAAUAAUUUGCUUUCUGCUCUUUAUUGAGGAUUUUGAAGUCACCCAAGACAGUAAUUCACGUCAACCUAUGUAUUGCUCUUCUUAUUGCUAAUAUCCUUUUGCUGGUUGGUUAUGUUGCCACAGAAUACAAGGUACUGGUGACUAGCUUAUCCAUUUAAUUAAUUAUAAACUUUUUAAUAUACAACUAUUGCAAUGUGAAAAAGGAGGGGCAAUGAUCGUACGUUCUUUUCUUUUUGUAGAUGUCAGCUAGACACUGAGUCAGUAGUAUUAUCGUAGAUAUUUGUUUUAAAUUGCCGAGAUAUAAUAGACUUCAGCGCCGCCUUCUAGCUUUAAUUCCACACGAAUCCUUUUUUUUCACAGACAGACAAACAUCCAAGAGAUUCUUAAAUUCUUUUAUAACCUGUUUCUUUUAAGAUGAUGUGGGAACUGACUUGUCACAACAGUUAUUUUUUUCUUUUCGUUAUAUAAAUUUUUCGUCCUUUUUACAAUUUAGAUCCUUUGCACCAUCGUGUCUGUUUUGCUUCACUUCUUCUUCCUGGGCGCCAUAUUUUGGAUGCUGGCUGAAGGAUUACAGAUUUAUUUCUCAAUUGUUAAAGUUUUCGCAGGGGGUGGAAAGCUAAAAUAUUUCUAUAUCCUGGGAUGGGGUAAGUGUCGACUGUUUACUCACCUGAUUUGCUUUUAUUAUUAUUCAAAACUGUCUCUGAAGGCUAAUGAACUCGUUAACUACUUAAUUUCUAAUACUUACUUACAAGAAUACGAAGUGUCUAGAUUUGGGGCGAGACUUGAUCAAGUUACUUCGAAAUUGAAAUCAGUGUCCCUUAGUGCUGUAACUUUGCACUUGUAGAAUCCUGGGUUUAAGCUUUGAGAACACAACUCGACUCAACUUACAGUAAAUAUGUGUAGCUCCGAAAACAAAUUUGGCGCCUCCUUUCCGAAAACCACCUGCAGGCGCGGCUGCAUAUGCAUAAGAUAGAUAUCGCGUGAAAAUGAUGUUCAUACAUUACAGCACUGUUCAGAUUCCUUAGGGAUCGUGAGAAUCCCAUUUAACCAGCCUAAAAGACCUCUUUAGCUUGUUUGUUUUGCUUUUAUUGGGAAAACAAAAUAAACAAGCUAAAAAGUUCUAUUCUUUACAGUUACACACAAACAUACAUACAAACUUUAUUUAACUGUCAAAAUCUUCUAGCAUGCCUAUGGAGGCCCACUAAUUGGUGACACUUAAAAAUAGUCAUUUUGGUUGCUUUUCGAUUGUACAUGUUACUCUGUUAUCUUGUAGGUUUACCCCUGGGUAUUGUAGUUUCUUGUCUGGGAAUCACACAAACCGUUGGUUAUGGAGCUGAUCAAACGUAAGUGAUCUGGACUUUAGGCACUUUUGACCCAGAGUUUGGACGGUUAAAGUGUAGAUUAUUGACGGUAUAACCUCUUAAGACCAUCACACAGUUUUUCUGUUACCGUUCUCAAAUUUUUUCCGGCUAUUUUUUAAGUACCGUUAUUUUUAAACGUAUCCGCCGUUGUGUUUUAGAUGUUGGAUAUCUGUAUCAUCUGGCCUUAUUUGGACAUUUAUAGGCCCAGCCCUCACAGUUGUGUUGGUAGGUUUGUCCGCUUUGUCUUUGUUGAAAUUCUUGAAAUAAAAUGCAGAUAUUUGGAAAGGGGUUGGGGGAGGAGUUAAACGGGCUAUCUUUUAUCAUUGAUGAGUCUCUGAAUUGCUCAGUUAAGUAUAAAAUAUGUCUUCAGUUUUGCAAGGAGAUAACCGCAGCAGGAUCAGCUCAGUUAGAGCGCUUGACUGAAGAGCGGGAAGGUCACGGGUUCGCUUCCCGGGGUCGGACCAAUGCUAAGGGUCUUAAAAGAACUGAGAAAUGAAGAGACGUGCUGCCUUUUCCCUCCAAAAGUCUUUACACCUUUGCGUGGCUUGGAUGAUCACGUUAAAUGGGGUCCAGUCUCCAUGAGAUACCUAAACAUGGUGUCCUCAAUUAGUACUUUCAUGCUAAAUUCAUUGACUCUCAGAUAAAGUGCAUUUUUUAAGGUCAGUUAAUAACUUAUUUCAUAAAGUUGUUAAGGUCAACAAAUUCGCCUUCAAACUGAACAGGUUCUUCGCCUUGUGUACCCAGUUGAGCGUGGUCAAGAGGGUAUCCUCCUUUUCUGGGCUCUACUAAUUAUCACAAGUGUUGUAACUAACAUUUCAUAUUUAUGGCAGAUUAAUGGUAUCAUAUUUGUUCUGGUUUUACGCGCUAUGUUGACAAGUCACAAGAUGAUGGGAGCUUCGGACAGAAACAAAAUUAAGUAAGAUGGUCUUUGGAUUUUUUUCUCUACCUGAAGCUGGUAGAUAUGAAUUAACUGUCGACUUUCAGGUGCCAUGAAUGCGAUGUGGAAUAACGUGGAGUUCGACCUUUCGAAUUGACUCGUCUACGCCCUGAAAACACAAAAAGCUAAAAAAGAACUCUGACACGUGCUUUCUGUCGUGACUUAUGAUUUGCAUGGCACGGCGUGUAACUAAAUACCAACGUGCUAUUCUUGUCAAAUCAUAAUUUUUUAAACUUUUUUUUCUCUUUAUUUUCUUGGGAGGCAGACAGAUGUAUUUGAAUAGCUGUUUUUAUAUGACUCAGAUAAUUUUUAACAAAUACUAUUCAUUGAACGACCAAUUGGAAUAUUGCAUUUAGACUUAUAGUUUGUCUAUAUAAAUGUCUCAAUUGUGGCUGAGUUUUUAUUUUUGUGUGUUAACGGUACGGACACAGGGAUACUAACAUUCAAGCACUGCUCCUCAACUUCCAAGGGCACCCAACGUCAAUUUUCGGAAAAUAUCUGUUCGGAAGACGAUUCUGAGAUCUAGAAUUUUCGAAACAUUUUUUGUAAAAUUUCUUGCUUGCCUGCCUCUCCUAGGAUUUUCGAACAUAUAAAAAAUGGUAUAAUUGCCCAGUUUUUAACGGAUUUUUACCCUAAAAAGGUCACCUAGAAUUUUCGGGAGCCUUUUUUCUGGCUGAAAUUUUCGAAAAGGUAGGUUUUGUUCCCUAUAAUUUUCGGAUCACUGAACUUUCAGCUAGGAGAUCCGAACAGAUGAAAAAUUUUUAGGGGAUAAGAAUAUGCCUAUAUCUACCGUAUAAAUAGUAAAAUACGUUUAACAAUGCUAUGUUUAAAUGGUUUUGAACCUUAUUCUCGUUUGGUGCCCCUGAACUUCGCCUUAUUUGUGUCGCUUUGUUUGUUUAUUUAGACUUGGAAUCAAGAGUACUGUUGUUCUUCUACCUUUACUUGGUAUCACAUGGUUGUUUGGAGUUCUGGCAUUUGAUAAAAACACAGUGGUUUUCCUUUAUUUGUUUGCAAUUUUCAACUCUCUUCAGGUUUGUACUGUUUAGAUUAUGUUGAGAUCGGAUUGCGCGUAAUAAACUGCUAAACCUAAUAUUAUUUGCUGUUUCCUUGCAGGGAUUCUUUAUAUUUAUUUUCCACUGCGUGUUAGAUCAACAGGUUUGUUACAUACUUGUUCGCUAUUUUUUUACCAAAGCUAGUUCUUAUGACAGUCUUCAUCAACGAUAAAUUGAAGUAAGUUUCAUGAUUUCAAACCCUUAAUCCUAUCUUACUAUUGUUUACUGUUUGUGCUUUUACUACGAAGUCAGGGUUGCAGCCGAGUUUUCAGUAGAUUUGAGGUCAAUUGAGACUUGGAAUUACUGGCAUAGCAACUUUCUUAUCCACGUUUAUUCGGCAAGAAAGUAAUUAAAUCUCAGUUACAGCCUCUGUUUUUAUGGCGCCCAUAAUUCAAUUGUUUUUAAAGACAGAAAUUGUCGCGUAAAGUACAACAACACAACAACGACGACUAUACAUUUGGGGCUUGAUAAAGAGAAUGUGUUUAAACAAAAUCUAAACUUCAACAAGUCAAGACCAUCUGUAACAGCACUCAAUCCCUUUCAUUCCAUUCCCCUCCGACCCCUGAUAAAUUAGAUAGGUACUGCAUUUCCCGAAGCUAGUUUACUGGGCCCAAAUAAAGAACUUACAAACAACAUAGAGUUAGCCGCUUUUAUUAAAAUGACAAUAACAUUCUUUUCAUUUGUGUUAUCUAAUAUUUAAGAGAGUUUUGUUCGCCUAGUAAAGGUGAGGGCAACCAAAAACGCCAACCCAAGGCGGGGGGAGGGGCGGGUAAAAAUUGACCUUUUAGCAGCGAGUAGCCGGAGCGAAUGACAGUACGCAAUAGGCCAUUUGCACGAUGGCGUCAUUACUACGACUAGAGCCCUUUUCGUUUUUCCUUUCAUAUUUAAAUUUUGUAAUCCCAGUGUGGUUUAAAGAACAAAAAACCUAAUUUACACAAGAAAGCAAAACCCUGAAGGAUUCUUGUCGUAGUAGUAAAAUGAUCUCAUAGUAGAAAUGGCCUAUUGAAGCAUCGACUCCACGUGCGACUAAUCUGUAGAGGGGGGAAGCAAUUGGUCAAGUCGCACAAUACCCCGAUCAAUUGCACGGAUAAUGUCUCGCAAUAAUAAUCGAGUUACUAUAAGCGGAGGGGAAAAGCAUAAAAAUCCUAUUCGCAAGAAAAUAUUCCAUUUAUGUUUAUUAACCCUCAAUUCUCAGUAUCCAACGGCUAGCGAUGCUCGAAGGUCAAUGAAAAAGAGAAAUAGGUGCCUAUGGUGAUUCAACAAACCAUCAGUGCUUCCGGCUUAAUAUUCAGUAGACAGAAAAAAGUGAUGGGCAUAACGAAAAUGAAAAAAAAAAAAAAAGGAACAGUUUUUGUGUAGCCAAUCAUAAUAUUAUCUUCACAAUCAUAUUGUGUUUUAGGUUCGAGUAGCGAUAGACACGUGGCGAAAUAAACGAGAGCGAACAAGCUAUGCUUCAGGAGCCGAUUCAACUAACAAGGUUAUUCUUAUUGAUGUUUAAUGAGUGUUGGGAAAUCAGUUUACAAGACUUUAUUUUUGCAUCCUUAAUUUCUCUAAGUAAAAUCAUUUUGUUGAAGAGGAAAUAUCGAACAUUCGACACAGUAUUUUAUCACAAGAUUAAACACCCCGAAGUUCAUCUUAAAUACUCCGCUUUUUUCAACUCUAGUCUCAGUGUUUCAUCUUGUGAUGAAACGCUUUCUUACAUUUGUGAAAUUACUUAAAAUUGGAAGCAGACCUGUUGUAAUUCAAAGAAAGGACUUUCGCCCACAUUGUUCACAGGUUUAAUUUACUAUAGAUGGUUGACAUUAACGAUUGUCAUUCUUUUGCUAGAACUAACAAAAAAAUUAAGCCUUGGGGUAAAAGCAGUGAGAAAGGGUGAUCUUUCAUUCGAUUGAAGAAUUGAACAGCGAUAAUAACAAUGAAAACAUGAUUUCAUGAAAUCAGAACUAACUACACCAAUUCAUCAGAUAAAUUAAAAAAAUUAGUCAAGGAGAACAUCUAGCUAACUAGCUUGAGGGUAUGUAUUUUGGAUUAACAAACUGACUCAUUUUAUUUUUUUUACGCCAAAUAUGACUGCUUAUUCUAGAGCAAUCGAAUGACAAACGGUCUUCCUACCAAGAUAUUACCAACAAUUGGAGUUAAGAUGUCCAACUUGUCAGAGAGUAGACCUUGUGGAAAUAGAGAGGUCAGUGUUAGCCUGUGCUAUCAUAAUAUGCGGAGUCAUUUUAGAACUGUGUAUACAUGUAUCAAGCUAGAAUUUGGAGAACGUUAUCGCCAAAUAGACCUCUUCCGUCUGCAACGUUGCCAUUAUAAAAACAAAGGGUGUAACGUUGCCUUUUUCUCCUCUACUCCUUUCCCUUACUCCUUGCUCUUACUAUUUUUCUUUCUUUUUCCUUCGUGAGUGUGAUUUUAAGCCUUCAGGAAGCAAAAAAAGGCAUUUUGGCUCUUUUCCACUAAAACGGGUGCAAAUUUCGUUAGGUUCGUUAGUAGUAUAGUAGGUACCGAAUUUACCCUUUUUCAAGUAGAAUCUCUGUAGUAUGGUAGUGGUGGUGGCGGUGGCGGAGGGAAAAUAAAAAAAAAUGAGAAAAAUGCUUUAAAAGGUAUUUUGCCUUUGCCCUCAUAAAUAAGCCGAUUUCCGCGCCAAGAAUCAGUAAAACGGAAUCUGGACUGUAAAUUGUCUGCAAUGGACAAUGAAAACGGAAGGAAAAAUAACUUGCCCAAUUAUCUUUAAUAAGAUUCUUUAGUAUUUUAUUCAUGACGUAAAGAAAAAAGGGCUAUUACGACAUUAAUUUAUCGCACUUCGAACUAAUCUCUUGAUGAAUGUAGAGCUCUUUCGGCCAGCUGGGAUUCUUAACCUUUUGGGCUACAAUGAAAACUACUAACCUCUUUAAAGUCAAAACCGGGUCUGGAAUUUAACCAUUUGGGUCUAAAAUAGGGUACAAGUUCAUGAUCCCCGCGGAACCGGGAACCCGAAAAGUUCUUUCUUCGGUCUCUUAGCCUUCCUUUUGAAGGUAAAUCAGUGAACCUUUCCAAAAGUAGUAAUUUGGGCUAAUGAACGUCCAAAACAUUGAAUUUUGAAUUUCCCAAAACGUAGGGGUUCUUGUCUUAGAUGGAGUAGGAAAGAUCAGAUAUUUCGGUUUAAAAUAGGGUAAGGGUUACGGGAAUCUUGCUGAGCCGCCUCACCUUAGUUUUUUCAUGAGUAACCCGGAUACAGUAAAAAGUGGUGAUCAGCAAAAACUUUGUUGUUGUAAUACUGACAUUUGUUAAUUGUCUGUUGUAGGUCUCAUCUACCUGGAUGAAAAACGAGACAAACAGGGCUUAUAUAAUACAAUCACGAAAGUUUAAAGAACCCAAAAAGAAGUAGUCAAGUAGCAGAAAAUCUACAUGUGUUUUAUUUAGUAUCGAC
This is a messenger RNA of Porites evermanni, 21332 nucleotides long. Lineage: Eukaryota; Metazoa; Cnidaria; Anthozoa; Scleractinia; Poritidae. The record is from the annotation of a GenBank genome assembly.